This is a messenger RNA of Dermatophagoides farinae (American house dust mite), 1714 nucleotides long. RefSeq lists its product as uncharacterized. Gene Ontology annotation, molecular function: RNA polymerase II transcription regulatory region sequence-specific DNA binding; DNA-binding transcription factor activity, RNA polymerase II-specific. Lineage: Eukaryota; Metazoa; Arthropoda; Arachnida; Sarcoptiformes; Pyroglyphidae. The record is from RefSeq and is a predicted model, not a curated record. Gene Ontology annotation, biological process: regulation of transcription by RNA polymerase II.
UUUGAUGAUUGAUGAUGAAUUAACUAAUAUUUCAUCAUCAUCAUCAUCAUCAGCAUCAGCAUCAACAUUAUCCAAUACAGAGAUUGAUGAAAAAAAAUAUAAAAUGUUACAUGGAGAAUAUGUUGCUACCACCACCACCACCACCACCAACAACAACAACAACAACAUUACCACCAUGGCUAACAAUAAUAAUACUGUAUAUCAUAAUCAUCCACUUUUUAGACAUGAAAUGCCAUCAACAGUUAUUCAUUAUGGACAAAUACAGCUUCCAGCAAUGAUACAGAAAAAUAAUAAUUUACACACAUCGAAUGAAACGAUGAAUGUACGGCAACAACAACAACAACAGCAGCAACAUGAACAUCAUCUUUCUCAUAGUCAAAAUCAUCAUUCACAGCCAUCGUCACAUUCUCAAAUCGUCAACGAUACAACAUUGGAUUUAGAACAGCUUUAUGAACAACAAUUUGGUAUUCAACGAUAUCGAUCGCGACGUAAUCGAACAACAUAUAAUGCCGAACAAUUGGUUCAUUUGGAAGGAGCAUUUCAAAUAACACAUUAUCCCGAUGUUAAUAUGCGUGAAGAUUUAGCUAGUAAAUUGAAUCUUACCGAAUCACGUGUACAAGUUUGGUUUCAAAAUCGACGUGCUAAAUGGCGUAAAAUACAGGAUAAAAAUCCACAAAAAAGAGGUGGUGGUAAGUGUAGAGGAAAACGAAGAUAUCAAUCACCAGAUGAUGAUGAUGACGAUGAAGAUGAUGAUGAUGAUAAUGAUGAAAAUGAAUGUCAACAAACACAACGACAACAACAACGUCCACAUUCACAACCGAUACCGAAAUCUCGUUACGAAAAUAAUGAUUAUUUAUUUAAUAAUGGUCAAUUUUUUCAAAGUCAUUCAAUGCCACAGAUGAUCAUCAAUAAUAAUAAUGAUGAAAAUUUGUCAUCAAAAGAUUCAAUGUCAAUGUUACAACAGAUGGAACAUAUUCAUCACCCAGUAGCUUCCACUAAUAAUAAUAUUUCAUUAUCAUCAAUUUUAAAAAGUGCUGGAAUUAUAGGCGAAAUCGAUGUUGUUAAUAGUGGUGAUAAUAAUGACAAUGAUGUGACAAUCAUUGACAACAAAGGUCCAUUCUCUUCAACAUCCACCAUGAAUAAUGAUAAUGAUGAUGAUAUAAUCAAAAUUGAAAAUGAAGAUAAAGUGAAGAAUCGAAUUCAAAAUUCAAAUGAAAAUGAUGAUGACGACCAGGAUAAAGAAGUUCACACCAUCAAUAACAACACUAUCGAACAUACUGAUGCAACAUUGAAUGGAUGUUACAAUGAUGAAAUUAAUGUUUAUCAACAACAAAAUUUGGAACAACAACAACAGACGAUGGCAAUUUAUGAAUAUCCAUCGUUAUCAACAACACAAAAAAUGAUGGUAAAUGAAAAUUUAUCAUCAUCAUCAUCAUCACAAGAGCAACAGCAGAAACAACAGCAUCAGGAAUAUUAUUUAAAUUAUAUUCCAAAUAAUAAUUAUUAUAAUAAUCAUCAGCAUUAUCAUAAUCCGUAUCAGCCAAAUUAUACAUUAUCAAUGAAUGUUCCAACGUCAUCCGGUUCAUUUAAUUGGUAUAACCAUCAUAAUCAUCAUUAUCAACAACAACAACAACAUAAUCAUCCACAUCAUCAUCAAAUCAUACCUUCUAAUACCCCGCUUAACGCUGCCCCGUUUAGCGCUGAUUCGAUAUAA